This is a messenger RNA of Lottia gigantea (owl limpet), 798 nucleotides long. RefSeq lists its product as hypothetical. NCBI's taxonomy places the organism in Eukaryota, Metazoa, Mollusca, Gastropoda, Lottiidae. Gene Ontology annotation, cellular component: plasma membrane. Gene Ontology annotation, molecular function: water channel activity. Gene Ontology annotation, biological process: transmembrane transport. The record is from RefSeq and is a predicted model, not a curated record. The transcript has 5 exons. Bases 1 to 798 code for a protein of 265 amino acids.
AUGGAGUCUGAUUCAGAAAGAUUGCCAAUAAAUGUGCCUAAAGGGGAAAGCAAUAUUCCUCUCGUAUCUAUUUUUGAAACUUAUGUUCGACCAUGUAUAGCUGAAUUUGUGGGUGUGAGUUUCUUUGUAUUUAUUGGGACAAUGGUCGUACAAGACAGCUCUGGUUUACCAGAUAAAGACUUCCGUGCCAAUGCAGUAGCUAUAGCUUUAUGCCAUGGAAUGACAAUAGCUGUAUUAGUUAUAGCUUUGGGAUCUAUCAGUGGUGCCCAUGUUAAUCCGGCAGUGACCCUGGCCAUAGCUAUUUGUGGUGAAAUCAAGCCAUUAUUGGCUGUUUGUUAUUUCUUCAGUCAGAUUGUGGGUGGUAUGGUAGGAGCUGCUUUUACUAGGGCUGUGUUACCAGAUUCUAUGUACACACAGUUUGGAGGUGGAGCUCAUGAUUUAGCUACUACUGAACAUGUUGGUGAGGCCAUAUUGUGCGAAAUGCUUUUGACUACCGUUUUGGUCUUAGUAAUUUUAUUGGUAGCUGUUGAUCCUCGUACUAAAACAGAGUUAGCUCCCCUUGCUAUUGGUAUGGCGGUUACUGUUGAUAUAUUUGCUGGGAUAUUUGUUACCGGUGCUUCCAUGAAUCCUGCGAGAAGUUUUGGACCGGCUAUUGCCAUGACAGUUUUCAAGAAUGCCAUUUGGAAGCAUCACUAUGUAUAUUGGAUUGGGCCUGCACUGGGUUCCAUAUUAGCAGCUCUGAUUUACAAGUUGGGUUUAGGAAGUGCUAGUAAGCGUCUGAUAUUAAAAGAAGAAUGA